AUGGUGGAUUUGGAUCAGAUGAUUCUUGAAGCAGCAAGAAGAACAGGAGGAAGCCAGCAUUCAACACCAGCACCUAGUAUGGAUUUGGAUGAGAUGCUUCUUGAAGCAUCAGGAAGAAACCAACCUUCAACACCAGCAUCUAGAAGACAAGGAAAGGGUUCAUAUUCUGAUGAUGGAAGUGAUUCUAGAGAUGAUGAUCAUGGGUUAGCUGACUGGACAGAUGAAAAAGAUGUUGCAUUGAACGAACUCCCUGCCCGGAAAAGACUCCGCCUGCAAGAUCCAGAUUCUCAUUAUAAUCAUAAAGACACAGACUCUGUUGGAAGUGAUCUUUACAAAGUCGAAGAAGACAGACAAAUGUCAGAGCUUCAUAGAGAAAUGAUACUUGCUGAACGUGCUAACAGAAAAAUGUAUGAAGUGUUGAAAAACAGUAUAGAGAAACAGAAAGAAAAGUCAAAUCAGAGAAAAGACAGACUCCCACCUCACACGGUCAACCGGGCAGCACAUUCAUCUGCUCGGUCAGCUGACCGUGAUGAUGACUCUGUUGGAAGUGAUCUUUACAAAGGCGAAGAAGACAGACAAAGGCUUUCAAAAAUGUCAGAGCUUGAUAGAGCAAUGAUACUUGCUGAACGUGCUAACAGAAAAAUGUUUAAAAAGUUUAAAAAUUGUAUAAAGAAACAUAAAGAAAAGUCAAAUCAAAGAAAAGCCAGAUCCCCACCUCACACUGUCAACCAGGCAGGACAGUCAUCUGCUUGGUCAGCUGACCGGGCAGAUGCAAAAGAUGUUGCAUUGAACGAACUCCUUGCCCGGGCAGAUGCAAAAGAUGUUGCAUUGAACGGACUCCUUGCCCGGGCAGAUGCAAAAGAUGUUGCAUUGAACGAACUCCUUGCCCGGGCAGAUGCAAAAGAUGUUGCAUUGAACGAACUCCUUGCCCGGGCAGAUGCAAAAGAUGUUGUUGCAUUGAACGAACUCCUUGCCCGGGCAGAUGCAAAAGAUGUUGCAUUGAACGAACUCCUUGCCCGGGCAGAUGCAAAAGAUGUUGCAUUGAACGAACUCCUUGCCGGGCAGAUGCAAAAGAUGUUGUUGCAUUGA
Molecule: messenger RNA, 1089 nt
Organism: Lactuca saligna
Lineage: Eukaryota; Viridiplantae; Streptophyta; Magnoliopsida; Asterales; Asteraceae
Source: the annotation of a GenBank genome assembly